AAAAUAUUUAUAUAUUAACAUAUAUAUACAAAAUAAACUUACGUACAUACACACAUAACUCAUAUAUAUAUACUGACAUAUAAAUCAAUAUAUUAAAUUUGUCCUAAAAAGGUCAAUUCACCCAUAUACAAAUAUAAAACCUUGAUACCAUUUGAAUAUUACAAAAAAAAAAGAAAACACUCGAAUAAAAGAAAAUAACAAUGGCAUCUUCAGUAAUGAGAACAUUUGUAAGACGAAUGUCAACUAAAAAAGAAAUUGAACAUAUAACUGUUAUUGGUGGAGGUCUAAUGGGAGCUGGUAUAGCACAGGUAGCUGCAGCAUCUGGUUAUAAGGUUUCAUUAGUUGAAUUAAAUCAAGAAGUUUUAGCAAAAUCACAAAAUAAUAUUAAAAAAGGAUUAUUACGCGCUGGACGUCGCCGUUUUAAGGAUAAUGAAGAUGCUCAACAAAAAUAUGCUGAAAGUAUCUUUAAACAAAUUGAAGGUACAUCAGAUUUAAAAGAUGGCGUCAAAAAGACUGAUUUUGUUAUUGAAGCUAUUGUUGAGAAUCUACAAAAAAAACAUGAAUUAUUUGAACAAAUUGAAAAGUUGGCACCGGAACAUGCAAUAAUGACAAGUAAUACAUCAUCAUUGUCAAUAACAGAUAUUGCACAAGCAUCAAAAAGAAAGGAUCGUUUUGCUGGUAUGCAUUUCUUUCAUCCAGUUCAAGUAAUGAAAUUAUUAGAGGUUGUACGUCUUCCUGAUACAACAGAUGAUACACAUAAAACUGUAUUAGCUGUUGGUGAAUCAAUGGGAAAAACAUGUAUUACAUGUAAAGAUACACCCGGAUUUGUUGUAAAUCGUUUAUUAGUUCCAUAUUUAGCUGAAGCAAUACGUAUGUUAGAACGUGGUGAUGCAUCAGCACGUGAUAUUGAUACAGCUAUGAAAUUGGGAGCAGGUCAUCCAAUGGGACCAAUUGAAUUAGCUGAUUAUAUUGGUUUAGAUACACAAAGAUUUAUAUUACAUGGUUGGAAUGAAAAAUAUCCUGAUAAUCCAUUAUUUAAACCAAUUAAAUUGGUUGAAAAAUUAAGUGAUGAAAAGAAAUUUGGCCGAAAAUCUGGUGAAGGAUUCUAUAAAUAUUCAAAUCAUUAAGAAGAAAAUCAUUUGAAUGUUAAUUUAUGAUGGUCAAUAUAAUGAGAAUAAUUUGAAUUCUCUGUGUUUUUUAUUUCUAUUGAGUUUGAAAGUUAUUUGCAUUAUUAUUAUAUAAGUAAAAAGAAAAACGAAAAACACAACUAUUAAUUGAUAAAAAAAAAAAUGUAAAAAUAUUAUAAAAAUAAAUUUAAAAUUUUGUCAAAUUACUCUUAAAUAAAAUAAAUUUUUAAUUAUUGUUUUUGUUAUUUUUAUUUUAAUAAUUUAUAUAUAAAAAAUAAAGAAAUUUCAAAGAUAAAUGUAAUUGUAUUUUGAAGUAAAUUUUUCGCUGAUGCUACUAUUGAAACCUUAA
Messenger RNA from Condylostylus longicornis, 1476 nucleotides. Its product is annotated as hydroxyacyl-coenzyme A dehydrogenase, mitochondrial-like. Gene Ontology annotation, cellular component: mitochondrion. The transcript has 3 exons. The record is from RefSeq and is a predicted model, not a curated record. Gene Ontology annotation, biological process: fatty acid beta-oxidation. Gene Ontology annotation, molecular function: (3S)-3-hydroxyacyl-CoA dehydrogenase (NAD+) activity; NAD+ binding. Lineage: Eukaryota; Metazoa; Arthropoda; Insecta; Diptera; Dolichopodidae. The coding region runs from base 201 to 1127 and encodes 308 amino acids.